This is a messenger RNA of Achroia grisella, 1066 nucleotides long. RefSeq lists its product as uncharacterized. The transcript has 6 exons. The coding region runs from base 241 to 978 and encodes 245 amino acids. NCBI's taxonomy places the organism in Eukaryota, Metazoa, Arthropoda, Insecta, Lepidoptera, Pyralidae. The record is from RefSeq and is a predicted model, not a curated record.
CGAACGAACGCCAUUGCGGAGUUGCGCCUUUUACCGCCAAAUAUUUAAAUUCCGAACUUGUAAAAAUUGUUGCCUACGCUUCAAUUAUUUUUUAAUGACUGUGUUGUUUAUUGUGCAGUAGUGUUGUAAUUGAUAUUUUUCUAGAAAGAACCAAAAUAAAAAUGACAAUUUACAGCAAAAUUGUUCAAAUCAUAUUAGUCAGUGUGUAACUUUGGCAAAUCGAUCUAAUUUGGAAUACGCAUGAUAGCUGAAGGAUUUGACGAGACAAUGACAGAAGCGGUGGUGGGUGGUGCGGCGCUGGCUUGGCGGUUGCUGGCUACCCUAGAGGGUGGAUCAUUUCUACUUGCCACGUCGGCCCUGCUUGCGUAUACUGCUCGAAAAAGGCUCGCUAAACGACCACAGCGCCGAAGGAGGGUUAUAAAUAGUGUUCUUAUCACAAACAGCGAUAACAUAUUAGGAAGGAAUUUAAAAACACAACUAGAAUCUCGGGGUUGUGCUGUUAAGCUGGCGACAGAAGAUAUCCUGGAUGGAGCGAGGAGCGGAGCCGUGACCAGAGUGGACGCUCUAGUAGUGAUUGGCGCUGUGCCGAGAACGGAAUGUUUGAACGGCAUGGCCGAGUUUGUGUCGGAGGACGUGUAUAAUAACUUGAAAACACUCGAGAAACUCUCUGUAAUGGUGAAGCCGGGAGGGUGCAUAGCAUGGGCGUGCGCGGGAGCGGGAGCGGACAACGGCGCGUAUAGCACGGCCGGGGCUGCGUUCGAUGCGGUUGUACAAGCCAGUUUACAACACGUUGCUGAAAAUUCUCAUUGUGAACCUAUAUGGAUAGACCGCAGUGAAGGUGCUGAGCGGACGGCGCAGCGAGUGCUCUGUGCUCUUUUGCCUUGUACCACCGCCAACAAUGCUUCUAGAUUUUCUAUCAGAGACGCCGCUAUGAAAAUAGGAGAACAUGUCUGCAGAUGGCUAAAAAUUAUAACGUGAUAAUUCUACCUCACUUUAUGACGACUACAUCUAUUUAUUAGAGCUCUUGUAAUGUUAGAUUGUUAAUAAAAGGUGUGUAAAAUUUCAU